UGCUGCUGCUUCUUCUUCUUCUUCUUCUUCUUCUUCUUCGUCUUCUCUUCUUUCCUCCAUAUAUUUAUUGCUCUCCCUCCCUCCUCCUAUUUUAAGCAUCUCUCUCUCUCUCUCUCUCCCGCCCUCUCUCUGAGAAUACCGAACCCUAUGAGGAGAAGCCUGGAGGUUGACCAAGUGUGUGCUGCAAAGGACAUCCAAACCAAUUAGCUGGUUUUCGGGCUCGAACCUGUGAUUUGCUGGAUUGGUUGUUGGGAGAAUUGGUGCAUUUUUGUCUCUGUUGUAUGAAGAUCACGUGGUUAUGAUGAGAAAUUCGUAUUCGGGCGAGUUGAGUUUUCUGGGAUCAGAGGAGGCAAAAGUUAGAUAUAGUAUUGAACAGCGUGAAUCAUCUGUGAGUUUCGGUGAAAUUGGUUGGCGGGUUAGUUCUAUUAUCGUGAAAUGAGCUAAGAAGUGUGCAGAAAUGGAAGGAAGAGAUGAUGCCGAAGGACAAGAGGAUCGGCCCUCGUCCCCUUACUGGGCCCUUCAGCAAAUUUCUGAGGAGGCUUUCAGAGUUGCAGGUGAGGCAUUGCAGAGCGUCUAUAAUGGCAGCCCUAGCCUCUCUCCCCUUGCACCAGGUCACAGGCGAAGUCAGAGUGAGGUCAUGACUGCUGGCCACCGGAGAUCAAAUAGCCUCCAGAGAUUGAAGGUUCAGAUGCAGAAGGCUUGGCGGUGGGGGAGUAAUCUGCAAGAAGAAAGUCCUCGGUCCAACUUCAAUCCCGAGAUUUUGGCAAACCAGAAGAGACAGUGGUAUCAGCUCCACUCGAAAACUAUGGAUAACAGUAAAUUUAAGGAGCCCACCUCUUUAUUUGAACAUUUUAUUAUCGCCGGUCUGCAAUCGGACACAAAUCUAGAAGUUGUGGAGGAUGCAUUUGCUAGAAGGAAAAGGUGGGAGUCAGAGAUGGCAAAAUCCGAAACACUAGACUUCGGGCUUUCGCAGUAUCGAGGGCCCUCUCCACCUGCAUUGGAACCUCAGAUACUUUUUAAGUAUCCUCCUACGAAGAGGUUGCCAAUGCGUUUGAAGGAUUUAGCAGCAUUUUGUUUUCCUGGAGGUGUUCAGGCGCGAUUGCUGGAGAGGACUCCAUCUCUUAGUGAUCUAAACGAACUUGUCUAUGGGCAGGAACAUUUGGGCAGGGAUGACUUAUCCUUCAUUUUCUCAUUUAAGAUGGCUGAUGGUUCAACUCUUUAUGGGGUUUGCUUACAUGCACCUGAAAUCGUCCAAAGGCCCCCUGGAAUUUUCGGAAACUCAUCUCCCCUUCCCAUGUCUUCAAGUGGAUGCCGUUUUUUAGUGUCUGCUCCCCGCUGUUACUGCGUCUUAACAAGAGUUCCUUUCUUUGAGUUACAUUAUGAGAUGCUGAACAGUAUUAUUGCACAGGAGCGCCUGAACAGGAUAACACAGUUUGUCAAUGAGAUGGCCUUAACAACUUACAUCCCGUCUGACUCGAACUCUCACGAAGAAGUCAACGAGAAUGCUUCUUACUCUCCUGAUAGUAGUGAGAGCCAGGCUGAUUGGACAACCUCCGCCAUACCCCUUCAUUCUGCCAUCGCCCUCACAGCAGCUGCUGCUGGACUCGUGCCCGAUGAUGGAGUCACAUCCCCGUCGUUGAAGAACUGGGAACCUCAGUCCCCUGAGAGUGUUACUACGAGUGAGACUUCAGAGUUAAGUCACUCAAGGGAAUCUGAUCGCGAUGGUGCUAAGAGUUCGCUGUAUAUUGAUGAUAAUACCUCCGAGGCCUCAGAGUCUCGGUUCAACUCUUCAGGUAGAAUGAAUGGGUGCUAUGGGAACGGCCAUGCUUCCCCUGAUGUUGGGGCUUUUUUUAACUUGAGGAGCCGAACUAUGGAGCGGCUUGGGAGUCCCGAUUCACUUUUCAGUCCAGUUAGAAGUUUAGCUUCAGAGGAUGAGGACGAUGACCUUUUCACAAAUUCCGACAAGGAUGUGGGGGAUGACGUAAUAAUGGACUGGGCAAGGGAACAUAAGAAUGAUUUACUACAGAUAGUUUGUAGUUAUCAUGCCCUGCCUCUUCCGUCGCGAGGAAACAUGAUAGUCUUUCGGCCACUCGAACAUUUACAGGCAAUUGAAUACCAUAGACCACCAGUUUCUGCUCUAGGAUUGCCUGAAGUUUGUUUAGAUUUGCUCGAACCAGCUGAGGUCAACGCAAAGAUGGCUGCUGCCGAGGAAGCUCUUGCACUAUCUAUAUGGACAACUGCAACAACUUGUAGAGUUCUCUCCCUUGAAAGUAUUUUGGCUGUGUUUGCUGGAGUAUUAUUGGAGAAGCAGGUGGUACUGACGUGCCCGAAUCUGGGUGUUUUAUCGGCUACAGUACUCUCUCUUAUUCCCAUUAUACGUCCAUUUGAAUGGCAGUGUUUGUUAAUACCUGUUCUACCGGGGAGGAUGCUUGAUUUUCUUGAGGCACCAGUUCCUUUCAUAGUGGGAGUACAACAAAAGCCGGCUGAUUUUAAGAUAAAAACCUCCAAUCUUGUUCAUGUGAAUGUGCUUAAGGACCAGGUGAAGAUGUGUCACUUACCAACUCUACCUCAGUAUAGAGAGCUUAUUUCUCAACUAAGACCUAUCCAUGCGCGACUCUCCUGUGAAAACUCCAUAGCCAGAAGGCACCCUGUAUAUCGCUGCAAUGAAGUGCAGGCUGAAGCUGCUGCUCGAUUUUUGACCGUAAUGAGGAACUACCUAGAGUCACUUUGUUCUGAACUGAGGUCUCAUACUAUAACCAGUGUGCAAUCAAAUAAUGACAGGGUGUCAUUACUUCUGAAGGAUAGCUUUAUUGAUUCGUUCCCCAACUGUGACCGAGCAUUCAUUAAGCUACUUGUUGACACGCAGAUGUUUAGUGCUCUCUCGGACGCUCGCUUAUCAACCUACGAGAGUAUGCGAUUCUAACUUCAAUCUUGACGGAGGUUUGGUUCAUUGGGUCCUUCCAGAUAUUUCUCGGGUUUAAGUGAUGGUAUAGAUGUAGAGCAGUUUAAAGGUCAAGGGCACACAAAAUAUAUAUAUAUAUAUUUUUUUUUUUUUUGAUUGCCACUAGAAAUCUUUUAGAAUAAAUUUUCUAAUUAUAAUCCACGUGUCAUUUAUCCCAGUCUUUUAAUUGGGAUAAUUAAUGGCUAUUCAUCUGGCCUCUAGUAUCCUGUAAAUUAUUACCCUAUUACUUAAAUCAAUGAUUAAUCAAAAUAGUUGGUUCAUUAUUGCA
Punica granatum (pomegranate) is the source of this 3230-nucleotide messenger RNA. Lineage: Eukaryota; Viridiplantae; Streptophyta; Magnoliopsida; Myrtales; Lythraceae. The record is from RefSeq and is a predicted model, not a curated record.